Papaver somniferum (opium poppy) is the source of this 633-nucleotide messenger RNA. Its product is annotated as 7-deoxyloganetic acid glucosyltransferase-like. The transcript has a single exon. Bases 1 to 633 code for a protein of 210 amino acids. NCBI's taxonomy places the organism in Eukaryota, Viridiplantae, Streptophyta, Magnoliopsida, Ranunculales, Papaveraceae. The record is from RefSeq and is a predicted model, not a curated record. Gene Ontology annotation, molecular function: UDP-glycosyltransferase activity.
AUGGAUCAGCGAAUAAGGAGUGUCCCGGAGAUGGAAAGCUUUCUCAGGUGUAGAGAUCUACCUAGUUACUAUAGGGAUAAAGAAGUCAACCGUCGGAAUCUAGAUUUUAUCAAUACUCAAACAUCAUAUUCAAUUAGAGCCACGGCUCACAUACUUAAUACAUUCGAGGAUAUUGAAGCUCCAAUUCUCUCGCAUUUGAGAACUUACUGGCCAAGGCUAUACGCAUUUGGACCUCUUAAUGCCCUGUUGAACACCCUUAGAAGUAGUACUACUGCUCACUUUUCUUCUUCAUUGCCAGUUUCCUCAAAUGCUAGUUUGUAUGCGGAAGAUCGAAGUUGCAUGACUUGGCUUGAUAAACAGCCGCAGAAAUCUGUGGUUUAUGUAAGCUUUGGUAGCAUCGCGACGGUAAGUCAGGAGCAGUGGUUGGAGAUUUGGUAUGGACUAGUCAAUAGUAGUCACAGAUUCUUGUGGGUUAGAUGUCCAAAUUCGCUUUUUAGCAAAGAUGAAGAGGAGAGUCAGUUACAGGCAGAGCUGGUUAAAGCAACAAAAGAGAGAGGUUACAUGGUGGAUUGGUCACCACAGGAGGAGGUGUUGAAUCAUCCAGCUGUUGGUGGCUUUUUUACUCACGGCUGA